AUGCAAGAUCCAAUAGAUGUCCAAGACUUGGAGCAUGACAGUGUGGAAACUGAGACAGAGCCAGCGCGAGAUCAACUGGAGGCACACCUCCGUGACAGCAUAGUCGGCAGGUAUAUCAGGAGUUACAACAAGCGCUUGCGCACUCUCAACCAAGCAUUAGAGGACACACGACAGCAGGUUGAUGACAAACUCACUCGUAUAGAUCGACACGUUUCCCAGGAAAUAGCAGAGGUCAAAACUGAUAUUCGUAGUCUUUCCGCCAAACCUGGGGGCGAAGAUUUAGGGUUAACGUUAGAAAAAAUUGAGGGACUCAUCGACGCGAAGCUUGAUGCAAGGCUUGAUGGGGUUACUGCACGCGGCGAGGCGGAUCUCCAGAAAUUGUCAACACUCAUAAACGAUUUCGCCAGCGAGUUCCAGAAGCAAAUUGAUCGGCUCACCAGUGAAGUGAAACUCUUGCGAGAGCAAGCGCGCCGAAAUCAGGAGUCUCUACGCACAGAGUUAGUUUCUGAAACCGAAACGCUUGAAACUACUAAAGUCGAUCGGUUAACCUUAGCCGAAACCCUCAUUAUGCUCGGGAUGAAAUUGAAAGACGAUGACUUGCUGGAUGAAUUCGGAAUAAAUUUGGACCUCGAUGAAGUCGUAGAUGGAAACGCAGAAAAUGACGAAAGUUAG
Molecule: messenger RNA, 672 nt
Organism: Geodia barretti
Lineage: Eukaryota; Metazoa; Porifera; Demospongiae; Tetractinellida; Geodiidae
Source: the annotation of a GenBank genome assembly